Leptonychotes weddellii (Weddell seal) is the source of this 1725-nucleotide messenger RNA. The record is from RefSeq and is a predicted model, not a curated record. Lineage: Eukaryota; Metazoa; Chordata; Mammalia; Carnivora; Phocidae.
ACAUGCAGUUUAUUGCAUGUCAGUUAUAUCUCAAUAAAGCUAUUAAGGAAGAAAAAGCACGAUCCUCACCCUGCAGGAGCUCACAGUUGGGAAGCAGUGGGUGUGUGUGGGGGCGAGAGGGGGAGAUGAGGAUGCAGACACAAAAGCAGUAACAAGAAUCCAUUAAGUAAUUAAUGUUAGAGGAUGAGACGGGGGAAGGGUAGAGCAUGCCCAGGGCAAGGAACAGCAGAACCGAGGCCGGGGCCAGGAGGAGUGGUUAGAGCUGGGCCCCGGCUCCAGGGGCGUGAGGCCAGCUGGGUGGUGUGAGAUGCAGUUAGGGAGCUGGUCUGGGGCAGAAUCUUUUCCCUCUCUCCUCCCUCCUUCUGUCCCUUGCCUGUCCUUCCACCACUUGUCUACUUGUAUCCUGUAGCUGAGCAGUCUCCCCCUACCCCCCCGCACCCCUCUUUCCCGCCAACACCACACAGUGUCAGAGAACGGUCUGGGGCAGAAGCCAUGGCCUCCGUCCUCACCUUGUGGCCUCCCACAGGAAGGAGCCCUCGACCUUCUGAAGAAGCUGAAUAGCUGUCAGAUGUCCAUCCAGCUACUCCAGACCACCAGGAUUGGAGUCGCCGUCAAUGGGGUCCGCAAGCACUGCUCAGACAAGGAGGUGGUGUCCUUGGCCAAAGUCCUCAUCAAAAACUGGAAGCGGCUGCUGGACUCCCCUGGACCCCCCAAAGGAGAAAAAGGAGAGGAGAGAGACAAAGCAAAGAAGGAAAAAGGGAUCAACUACUCUGACUGGAAGCCAGAGACAGGCCUUUCUCCACCGAGGAAAAAACGAGGCGAAGAGCCCAAAGACAGGUAUUUUUUCUGGGAUGGAGAGAAGGGGGCUGACACUUGUCAUGUCCUCUGCCAGAGGCUCUGUUUAUAUAACUUCGUUUAAUCUUCACGCCCCAGGAGGAGCUACUGUUCCCAUCUCCUACGGGGCCCCCUUGGGGAGGGUCUUCUUGGGCUCAAUCAGACAGACCCGUAAGACCCAAAUAGGCCAUCCCUGGCACUGGCUUCACCGAGAAGGACGCCGGGGCAGGAGGUGCAGCGUGCCAGCAGGGCAGGCCCAGGCCUUUCUCAUCUGCUAGGGGACCACACAGCAUCCAGAGCUAUUCGGUUCUACCCAGGUGCAGGGUAAUGAGUCCACAAUGGUGGGGGUUGCUGGUGGUGAACCCCUGACUUAGAAGACAAAGCUGCCAGGAUCCCAGCAGGAUUCACUGUCCUUGGCGCAGCCCCCAAAAGCUAUGGUUUUCCACUAAUUAUUUGUAUUUCAUUCAGAGCCCUUCCUGUCUGGACAUAAUUUACCAAUCAGGGCUCAUUUGCUAUAAGCAAUGUUGCCUAGUAACACAGCGGACAUCCCAGCCUUGUCAGGGUUCCGGGUACAUGGGGCUAGGAACUCACUUAACCAUACAGAAAGUAAAGUGUUUUGUUGGCUCUCUAGUCAACGUUUUCAUUCUGUGAGGAGGAAGCCGAAGGUUGGGGAGCAGGGACUUUCCCAAGACCACCCAGCUAUUAUGUGACCGAGUGGGAUCCCAUCUUUGUCAGACCCCCAGACCUCUGCUGAGAAUAGAAGAGUUGUCUGUCUCAACUCCAUGCCCAUUCCCCCUUGCCCACCUAGCCAGGGUCCCCCAAAUUGCAUGACUUCAGAUAGACCCAAAUGCCUUAUCCAUGAUAGUAGAUAAAAGUCCUCAUCGAUGUAUA